Indicator indicator is the source of this 1867-nucleotide messenger RNA. RefSeq names its product synapse associated protein 1 (gene SYAP1). The transcript has 9 exons. NCBI's taxonomy places the organism in Eukaryota, Metazoa, Chordata, Aves, Piciformes, Indicatoridae. The record is from RefSeq and is a predicted model, not a curated record. Bases 1 to 1080 code for a protein of 359 amino acids. Gene Ontology annotation, cellular component: synapse; cytoplasm.
AUGUUGCGCGGUCUGGGUAGUUGGUUGGGGCUGGAGCGAGCCGGCGAGGAGAAGCUGCUGUCAGCCGAGGAGAGGAGCAGCUCCGCGGAGGAGGAAGAGGCGGCGGCGGCAGGCGCGGAGCCGGCGGUGCAGAGCUCGGAGCAGGUGGAGCUGCAGGUGGACUCGGAGGCUCUCCUCAGCCAGGCCAAGGGACUCGGCAGUUACCUCUUCAAUUUUGCCACUGCUGCUACAAAAAAGAUCUCUGAAUCUGUUGCUGAGACUGCACAGACAAUAAAGAAGUCUGUAGAGGAAGGGAAAAUCGACAGCAUCAUUGAUAAGACAAUUAUUGGAGAUUUUCAGAAGGAACAGAAAAAAUUUGUCCAAGAGCAGCAAACCAAAAGAUCAGAAGCAGCAGUGCCUCCCUGGGUAGACAGCAACGAAGAAGAGACAAUUCAGCAACAAAUCUUGGCCUUAUCAGCAGACAAGAGGAAUUUCCUGCGGGAUCCCCCAGCAGGGGUGCAGUUCAAUUUUGACUUUGAUCAGAUGUACCCUGUGGCCAUGGUGAUGCUACAAGAAGAUGAACUUCUCAAUAGGAUGAGAUUUGAUCUAGUUCCCAAACAUGUAAAGGAGGAAGUGUUCUGGAGAAAUUAUUUCUACAGGGUGUCCCUAAUUAAACAGUCAGCACAGCUCACUGCAUUGGCAGCUCAGCAGCAGGCAGCAGGCAAAGAAGAGAACAAAGGCAGAGAAGAGGACAACCAGCUGAAAGAGGCAGUACGACCCAAAACCCCUCCUGUUACCAUAAAGCCUCCAAUCAAACCUCAGGAGGAUGAAGAAGAGAUUUCCACAAGUCCAGGUGUAUCAGAAUUUGUGAGUGAUGCUUUUGAUGCCUGCAAUCUGAAUCAGGAAGACCUGAGAAAAGAAAUGGAACAACUGGUGCUAGACAAGAAGAAGGAAGAGACUUCAGCAAUAGAAGAAGAACCUGCAGAUUGGGAAAAGGAGCUGCAGCAAGAGCUUCAGGAGUAUGAGGUUGUGACAGAAUCAGAGAAGCGUGAUGACAACUGGGAUAAGGAAAUAGAAGAAAUGCUGCAAGAGGACAGUUAAAGCAUUUCCACACCACCACUCUAACCCUGAGCAUGUCCCAAGGACUGAGGUGGAACUCUGCCUUCACAUUUUGCUGACAAAAGACAUCCAAGAAUCCCAAACUGUUAUAAUUCCAUAUGGGAAUGCAACCAAUACUUCUGUUCUUUCUGUGAGCAGUUCCUGAACUUCCACAUUCUUCAGAAGAAAAGCAGGAGGAGACAGGCCUGGCUAUGUCUUAAUGAAAUGGUAACACUCCUACAGGAAGUUGACUUGGGAGCAUUUCUAGGUGGUCAAGAAGCUCUGCCAAGAGAUUUAGAAAUCUGAGAAUCUGAUAUGUUUUUUUCUGUCUCUUGCCUUCUGUUUGGGAUGUAAAAGUGGAUGUUGUAUUUUAGUCUUUGCAGGUAACUCCUCACGUUUGCACUCUGAGCGCUGUUAUCAUCUGUAAAUGUGUCCCAUUUUGUAUUUAACUUCUCUAAUGGAUGUAGCCCUAGAACUUGGAAUAACUUCCAAUGAUUUGUUAACAAAAAUGCUAAUGCAGACUGCAAAACAAGUAGUGAUUAAUUAGCAGCUCUAAUGAAGUGGCAAACAUUUAAGCAUUUAAAUAAGAGCAGAGUCAUUAACAGCUUGAAUUCAGCUGUUGGGUUUUGUUCAAUCAUCACCUUCAGCUGUUACCUUUCCCCCUGGAUCCCUUGCAUUCUUUGUCAGGAGGCUGUUAUGUUUCCAUUUAAUUUUGCUGCCUGAGAGCAAAUUAAAUGUUUCAUGUUCUUUUAUAUUUAUGGAAAAACUUUGGCUGCUUUCAGCAUCUUCA